Molecule: messenger RNA, 438 nt
Organism: Sphenostylis stenocarpa
Lineage: Eukaryota; Viridiplantae; Streptophyta; Magnoliopsida; Fabales; Fabaceae
Source: the annotation of a GenBank genome assembly
AUGCCGAAGAACAAGGGAAAGGGAGGGAAGAACCGGAAGCGUGGGAAGAACGAGGCGGACGACGAGAAGCGGGAGCUGGUGUUCAAGGAGGACGGCCAAGAGUACGCACAGGUGCUCCGCAUGCUCGGAAACGGCCGCUGCGAGGCCAUGUGCAUCGACGGUACCAAGCGCCUCUGCCACAUCCGCGGCAAGAUGCAUAAGAAGGUCUGGAUCGCCGCUGGCGACAUCAUCCUUGUCGGCCUCCGCGACUACCAGGACGACAAGGCCGACGUCAUCCUCAAAUACAUGCCUGACGAGGCUCGCCUCCUCAAAGCCUACGGUGAGCUUCCCGAUAGCACCAGGCUCAACGAAGGCAUUGGCGGUGGCCUCGACGAGGAGGACGACGGCGCGGGCAAUGAUUAUAUCGAGUUCGAGGAUGAGGAUAUCGAUAAGAUUUGA